This is a messenger RNA of Orbicella faveolata, 3234 nucleotides long. RefSeq lists its product as uncharacterized. Gene Ontology annotation, biological process: glycerophospholipid catabolic process. NCBI's taxonomy places the organism in Eukaryota, Metazoa, Cnidaria, Anthozoa, Scleractinia, Merulinidae. Gene Ontology annotation, molecular function: calcium-dependent phospholipid binding; calcium ion binding. Gene Ontology annotation, cellular component: cytosol. The record is from RefSeq and is a predicted model, not a curated record.
CGCGUGAGUCUAGUCGUGCGCUCGAUCAUUCUUCAAGAAAGCGUGGUUGGAACGUUGAAUCGUUCAUUUUGAUUUGCGUCUCAGUCUGUUAACAUCGUCUUAAGAUAUGGCUGGUACUCUUGUCGAAGUUCAGAUCGAUCCUGAGGAGAUAGUUGUUGAUCUCAUCCCUUCUAAUGAACCACUUGUUAAGAAGACAUCCCGUCCUGGAACACCCAGUGGUUGUAUUGAUGGUCGACCGUUCGAGCAGAGUCUGGAUCCCAACUCUGAAAUCCAACAGGGUGGGUCCAUUCCUCCGGACCCAGAGAAGACCACUGGCAUUGCAUUUUCCGGGGGAGGCAUUCGGUCUGCUGCAUUUUGCUCUGGUGCUCUGCGUAGAAUGUUACAAGAUGGCGUUCCUCUGGAGUAUUUGAGCUGUGUUUCCGGAGGGGGCUACACUGGGGCGGCUUUUCUUGACUGGAAACAACGUCCAAAAGAAGGAACUCCUGAUGAGGUGUGGCAAAAACGAUUCUUUGAGAAAAUGCGGAACAAUGCUGGGUACAUGUGCAAUUGGCAAAGUCCCGGGUGGGGGAUUUGCCAGUCAAUUAUCUUCACUCUUCUCUUGAUCUUUGUUGUGAUCAUUUUGCCAUGUGUCCUGUGGUUACCUUAUGCAUUUCCUAUAGCUGUGUUUGUAGACGUUCUUUUUGGUGGGAUUUUAAGAGAGAACAGCACUUGUGCUCCCUCAGUCACCGUGGGUGCCAAGACUUCAUUCCUAAUACUGGAGCUCUAUGAUGACUGCCAACCCCCCGGCAGACGAGUGGCCCUGUUUUUGAUAACGUUUGCUUUUUGGGUUUUUUUCUUUAUCCUGUCAAGAAUAAAAGAUUUGAUAAAAUGGCAAAACCUGUUUCGAUUUCUCUCCAUCCUCAGUGGACUGGUGCUUGCCUUGACCUUUUUUCCUUGGGUUGCACAUGACUUCCUGUGGCCGUUAAGAACCUGGAUCAAGGUUUUGGUUUUCAUCGUUUUUCUUUUUCUUCCAUUUUUCUUUCCCAUCGUCCGUAACGUUGCUGCUAUUUUCCUCUUUUUCUAUGCCUACACACUUUUUGUGAGCUGGAGAGUCUUCAAGACUGAUUUGUUCGGAGCGUUGCCAUACUCAGAUGAAGUGUUCUAUCCAAUCUUGAUUGGUUGUGCUAUUGCUAUCAUACUGUUCCCAUUCAUUGGACCCCUUCACCAAUCUUUGUUUAACAUCUACUACAGAUAUCGACUGUCUGACGCGUUCUUCGAGAACACAGCAAGAUGCCGAUGGCAAGACGUCUUCCCUAACUGUGUAAGACCAGCUGAAGGUAUAUAUGAUCUUAUCAAGGGGGAAGAUGCAAACAAAGAACUGAAUCUUGACGAUCUCAAGGAUGUUUUACCCAUAUUCAUAAGUAACAUUACAGUCAACAACUGGCAGAUUAGCAGCGGUGCCAAAUCAAGUCAUCAGCUGAUUGCAUUUUCACCCAAUGGGGUCAAACUUAUUGGUAGUGAUUGGGAAAAAUCAUCUGAAUUGAGCCGACGUUUUGAGCCAAAACACAUGAGGUUGUCCACUGCCAUGGCGACAUCUGGAGCUGCUGUUAGCUACGACAUGGGGAGUUAUGAGAAUGGACUGGAUAUGGUGCUGGACCUGUUGAACUUGCUGGGAAUUGGGAUGGGAGAUGAGAUGGUAAGUGAUCAGCGCCACUGUCAAGACCAAAGAGAGAGCACAGCUGGAAAGAUAAAGCAGUACGUACUACCUUCCCUGGUUGAGAUCUGCUGUGUAAUUCCUCUUCUAGCGUUACCAUUUGUGUACUGGGUGGGACACAGUAAACACUGGGUGGAAUAUUUGGUGCUGGUUCACAUUGUAGUUGUUUUGUUACUGACUGGGCUUGCUAUGGCAAAGACGGGGUCGACGGAGCCAGGAAGAUGGCAACUUUUCCUCAGUUGGUGGAUUAGACAUACCUUCUUUGUUCGCUUCAUCCGCGGAUUUCUAAGCAUCAAUAACGUUGGUACACAUCCUCCGCCAAUACUGCGACUCAGUGAUGGAGGCCAUUUCGAGAACCUCGCCUUGCUUCCACUACUUGACAAAAAGCUGAAGAAAAUUGUCAUCUUUGAUGGUUCCUGUAACCCUGGUGAUGAGAUGUACGCGGAAUCGCUUUUGACUGCUCUCAAUCUGGCGAGAGAGAAGCUCCAUUGCUCGUUUGAAGGAACUAGCGGCAGAGACAUCAACGAAGACAUCAGGGUAAAGUUUUUGAAAAUGAAGUCAGAGCAAAGACCAAGGAGUUACCAGUUCAAAGUUCAAUAUUAUGACAAGGCUGACAACAAACUAAGUGAUGGCGAAAUACUCUUUGUAGCACCCAGACACCCAUCUGAGAGUAUACCACUAGAGAGAGAGAAAACCGAGCAACCAAAACCUUGGACACAUUUUGGCGUCGAACUAGAUGAUCCCGACCACAAAAAGUGGGGGGAAAGCCCCGAGUUAACCGAUCUUGAAGCGAACAGACUGACGUUUUGCUGCUGUCACUGUUGCCAUUAUUACGGCAGCUCGCACUGCAUUUCUGAUUGUUUGCUUGGAAAGUUUCCUCAUCACAUCACGGCUAAUCAGUUCUUCACUCCCGACACAUUCAGUGCCUAUCAUCGUGAAGGCUACGCAGCUUGUGUUGAGGCCAAGGUUGCAAAGUUCUUUAAGCAGCAGUCACCGCAGGACUCAUAAUAACAUACAUGUAAUAGUGAAAGUUUUGAAAGCUUAAAGAUUUGAAGGCGAAUACGCACCAGCGAGUGAAUGGGAGUGAAAAGCACAAUUGCAAGGAAAAAGACACAGCGCACGAAAAAUUUUCAAAACGCUCAGUAGUUUUAGGCAUUAGAUCAGGAACUAAGAGCUGUACUGGAGAAGAUCUUUGACUUAUUAUACGAUUGUAGAAAUUGGUUAUGAAAAGGUACAGAAAACAAGAACAAUGCUUUAAUUGCUGAUAAGCCGAGCUGGUUCAUCACGAACAUUUUGCUACAUUUUUGGUGAGAAAUAUUAACCAUUUUUUUUAACUAUCUACAUUUUUAUAUGUCGUGGUCAUCUUGUGAUCGAGGUUCGUGUAGUUCUUAGGUUCCACAAGGCGUUUCUUGGCUCUUAGGCGUGUUUACCGAAUGUCUAUAUUUUAGCGUGAGAUAGUUAUUUUUGUAGUUGAUGUGUUUAUGAGUCCUUACUAAUUAAUGACGUUGGCUUCGAGCCUGAAAUUAAACCUCGUUGAAGUA